AAAGAGGUCCACACAGGCGCUGCUGGGAUUUUGUUACCUUCUCCUGCUACCAAAGCUGUUCCCGCAUUUGGUUUUAAUAUAAACUGUGUACAUUUUCAGUGUGGAGGGAAGUUGAGGAGGGAAUGAGUAGCGGGGGAAAUCUACCGUGACUUUUUCGGAGGAGAGAGUGGCCCCCGGUGCCAACAGGGCAGAGAGUUGCUGCUGCCGCUGUCUGUCUGUCUGUCUGCUGCAGCGGCUCAUCACUGGAGCUGCUGAGGAGGAAAGCUAGCUUACUUCUUCUGUAUGUUGCCUCGGAAAUAACACCGCAACGCCAAGAUGGACCUGAAGUUGCUCAUGAUAUCCAUGUUGUUAGGCAUCUUUUGUUGCUGUAAUGCUCAGAAAGAGGGGAACGAGUGCAUCAAUGCCAAUGCCAAAUACUGUGGGGAGUGCAUCCAGGCUGGAGCCAAAUGCGGCUGGUGUAAAGACCCGGACUUCCUGAAACAGGGUGAGACCGUGUCGACUCGUUGUGAUGAGGUGCAGUCUCUGAUAAAAAGGGGCUGUGAAGAGAAAAUGAUCGAAAACCCAAGCGGGGAAGGGAAAAUCCUCUUGAACAAAAUGGUCACAAAUCGCAAAAAGGGAGCAGAGAAACUGAAGCCAGAGGAGAUUACUCAGAUCCAGCCGCAGAAACUCAGGCUCACACUCCGAUCUGGGGAGCCCCAGUCCUUUGACUUGAAGUUCAAACGAGCAGAAGAUUAUCCCAUCGACCUGUACUACUUGAUGGACCUGUCUUACUCCAUGAAGGACGAUCUGGAGAACGUCAAGAACCUGGGAACAAGUCUGAUGCUGGAGAUGUCAAAGAUCACCUCAGACUUCAGGAUAGGUUUUGGCUCCUUUGUGGAAAAGACAGUCAUGCCGUACAUCAGCACCACCCCGGCCAAGCUGCUGAACCCAUGCACGGGUGACCAAAACUGCACCAGCCCAUUCAGCUACAAGAACGUCCUCAAACUGACCAGCGAUGGCAAGAAGUUUAACACCCUGGUGGGCCAGCAGCACAUUUCUGGAAACCUGGAUUCUCCUGAGGGGGGGUUUGAUGCCAUCAUGCAAGUGGCUGUGUGUGGGGAUCAUAUCGGUUGGAGGAAUGUGACCCGUCUGCUAGUGUUCUCCACUGAUGCUGGAUUUCACUUUGCUGGCGAUGGCAAACUGGGUGGCAUCGUUCUGCCCAAUGACGGAAAAUGUCACUUGGAGAACAAUGUGUACACCAUGAGCCACUACUAUGACUAUCCCUCCAUUGCUCACCUGGUUCAGAAGCUGAGCGACAACAACAUUCAGACCAUCUUUGCCGUCACAGAGGAAUUCCAGCCUGUUUACCAAGAGCUGAAAAAUCUGAUACCAAAGUCUGCAGUUGGCACUCUGUCAGCCAACUCAAGCAAUGUAAUCAACCUGAUUAUAGACGCUUACAACUCUCUGUCAUCCGAAGUUAUUCUGGAGAACAGCAAGCUUCCAGAAGGAGUGACCAUUGCCUACACAUCCCGUUGUAAGAAUGGAGUGGUCAGUGAGGGAGAGAGUGGACGGAAGUGCUCCAACAUCUCCAUCGGAGACGAGGUCAUGUUUACCAUCAGUGUGACAUCAAAGGGCUGUCCGAAACAAGGCAAGCCAGAGACCAUCAAGAUAAAGCCCCUGGGAUUUACAGAAGAGGUGGAGAUUACCCUCAACUUCAUCUGUGAGUGCGAGUGCAACAAGGAUGGUAUCAAGAACAGCGAACUUUGUCACUUUGGUAACGGGACCUAUGAGUGUGGAGCCUGCAAGUGUAAUGAAGGGCGCGUGGGCAGACAGUGUGAAUGCAGCAGCAACGACGUGGCCACUGAAGACAUGGAUCGAACCUGCCGUAAAGACAACGGCACCGACAUCUGCAGCAACAACGGAGACUGUGUGUGCGGCACGUGUGAGUGCAAGAAGAGGGACAACCCUGAGGAGCGGUACAGCGGCCAGUACUGCGAGUGUGACAACUUCAACUGUGACCGCUCCGGAAACAAACUGUGUGGUGGGCAUGGACGCUGUGAGUGCAGAGUGUGUGUCUGUGACCCCAAUUGGACCGGAAGUGCCUGUGAUUGUUCUUUGGACAACAGCACAUGUAUGGCCAGUAACAAGCAGAUCUGUAACGGCAGAGGAACGUGUGAAUGUGGCACCUGCAAGUGCACUGACCCCAAAUUCCAGGGACCCACCUGUGAGACUUGUCCUACCUGUCCAGGAGUCUGUACUGAGCACAAAGAGUGUGUCCAGUGCCGGGCGUUUGGCACCGGUGAGAAGAAGGACAUAUGUGAGAAAAACUGCACCUACUUCAACCUGAUUAAAGUGAAGGACAGGGACAAGCUGCCCCAACCCAAUGACGCCUCUUACCCCGUGAUGCACUGCAAGGAGAGGGACGCCAACGACUGCUGGUUUUACUACACCUACGCUGUCAACAACAACACGGAGAAGGAGGUGCAUGUGGUGGACACGCUGGACUGCCCUGCUGGCCCCGACAUCAUCCCCAUCGUCGCGGGUGUGGUUGCCGGCAUCGUCCUGAUUGGCUUAGCCCUGCUGCUCAUCUGGAAGCUGCUGAUGAUCAUCCACGACAGGAGAGAGUUCGCCAAGUUUGAGAAGGAGAAGAUGAACGCCAAGUGGGAUACGCAAGAAAACCCCAUAUACAAGAGUCCUGUCAAUCAGUUCCAGAACCCAAACUAUGGUCGCAGAGCUGCUGUCCUUUAAGGUGAAAAUCCAAUCUACAAAAGUGCUGUCACGACUGUGGUCAACCCCAAAUAUGAAGGAAAAUGAUGGCUUCAUAGUUUUUAAUGAACUCUGCUAUUAAGUAUCUGACAACUGCAGUAUUGACCGCAGGUUUGGGCUCUGAGGGGAACCUGUGGUGAAAUUUAUGUCACUUCUUCUUGUUGCUUUACCAUAAUUAUGUACCAUAUGGCCACUGCAUCUGCAUUUUUACUAACACUUAUGAUUUAUAUGAAUUGGUUGUAUUUUAGAUGUACAGUAUACAGUAUGUGUAUAUACUUUUAAGUUGAAUAUUUGCAAAAGUGAUGACAUGAAGGUUUUUAUUUCCUGCCACAGGACUGGCUCAGGCAGAGGAUUUAGCUUUUUUUAACAACACAAUGUGGACACAAUGGAUAUGCAAUAUAUCUACAAGAUCCUCAGCUUCUGUCUCUUUCACCUCACUGUCUUCUUGUCUCUUUCUGUGCACUGACUUCCUGUGUGUCUCCAUGACAGGACCUGAGUUUUAAUAUGUAAAUCGUCAGCCAUAGCAGCACAUCAUGUCAGUGUGUAUGUGUAUAUAUAUAUAGAAAACAAAUGCAAUGGGAAGUAUUGAAUGAUAUUUUGCAUUAGAUUGGACAGUUAUGUUGAAUCACAGUGCAGUGGUUGUAAAUUUUAAACUGCAGCUUAAAAACACAUUAUAUUGCACUCUUAUUGAGUACUGUUGUCUAUUCUAAAGGAGUACAUACACAAGAUAACGUUUCUAUCAACUGUCAUUUGAAUUGCUGAUAUACUAUCACAAAGGGACUGUAUACCACUUGUUAAAAUAAUGAAAUCUUGGCGAUGUUGAACAAUCAAAGGAUUUAUAUAGUUAUGAUACAAUUUAAAUAAUGGAAUAUUGUUGUAUUUGCUAACUGCAGUAACUUUUAUUACUCAUUCUCAGGUCCUCUCCUGUGUUCUUGUCAAGCGCGCCAAAAAUAUAUUUGUAUGUCAGCUUGUUCCGUGUAGCUCAUUUGUGUGUCGAUUCUGUUGUAGAUGUAGAAGACUGAAACAAGAGAAUUUGUUUAGAUAUCACAUGAACCACCUCUAAAAUGCUUUCACACCCAAAUGCCUCUGAAGUACCACACACAAGCCUUUACAGUAUUGUUUUCAAAGUGCCUUUUAUUUCAAUGUUUUUUUCCCAAUGCUGUUUGAGUUAUUUAUUAAAUAAAGUACAAAAACUCUC
Plectropomus leopardus (leopard coralgrouper) is the source of this 3943-nucleotide messenger RNA. RefSeq names its product integrin, beta 1a (gene itgb1a). Gene Ontology annotation, molecular function: laminin binding; collagen binding involved in cell-matrix adhesion; C-X3-C chemokine binding. Gene Ontology annotation, biological process: cell migration; cell adhesion mediated by integrin; integrin-mediated signaling pathway. The record is from RefSeq and is a predicted model, not a curated record. Gene Ontology annotation, cellular component: focal adhesion; synapse; integrin complex. Lineage: Eukaryota; Metazoa; Chordata; Actinopteri; Perciformes; Serranidae.